Uranotaenia lowii is the source of this 853-nucleotide messenger RNA. RefSeq names its product nucleosome assembly protein 1-like 4. Gene Ontology annotation, cellular component: nucleus; chromatin. Gene Ontology annotation, molecular function: chromatin binding; histone binding. The transcript has 2 exons. The record is from RefSeq and is a predicted model, not a curated record. Lineage: Eukaryota; Metazoa; Arthropoda; Insecta; Diptera; Culicidae. Gene Ontology annotation, biological process: nucleosome assembly. The annotation marks the transcript as partial.
UUGAUUGCGAAAAUCGCGCCGUCCCCGGAUUCCGUCGUCGUCUCGUGAAACAGCAGCAAGCUUGUGCAGUUUCGGGAUUUUUGAUGCGUUGCGUGUGCUACAGAUUUUGAGUUUUUCUCCAGUUUUGCAGAAAUUGAUUACGAAUUUCAACCUUCCUGGAGGAAAAGUGUCCGUAGCAGUUUUCCGCAUCCGUCCUUCCUAUUUUCCCCGGUUGGUGUUGGUUGGUUAUUCGGCAGAUUCGGAACCAAGAGAUUUUUUUUGUUGAGAUUUGUUCCUAAGUAAUUACUCUAAACGGAAUCUUCCGAAAACAAAAAUGACCGGCACAGAAAACAAAGCGGUCAAGGCCGUAGAUUCGGCUUCCGAUGGCGAGGACCAGGUUCCAGAUUUUCUGGAAGAUCCGGCAUACAUGAGCUCGGCUUCCCGUCGUCUGAUGAUGAAGGAAGUCGUAAAAGCCCUUCCGGACAAGGUCCAACAUAAAGUCAAUGCCCUGAAACAUUUGCAGAAAAAGUAUCUGGCCCUGGAGGCCAAAUUUUUCGAGGAAGUAUACGCCUUGGAGUGCAAGUAUCAGGAGCUGUAUCAACCUCUGGUUGACCGUCGGAAAAAUGUAAUCACUGGCGAUGCGGAACCGGAAGCCGGUGAGGCCGAAUGGGUUGAUCCCGAGGGUGAGGAGGACAUGGAGCUGGAUGCCGAGGUUACCGAAAGGUUCAAGCGUAUGGCUCUCAACUACAAAAAUCAACACUCCAAUCUCAUCAAGGACUCGAAGGGUAUUCCGGCCUUCUGGUUGACGGUGUUCAAGAACACCCAAACGAUGGCCGACAUGAUCCAGCCCCAUGACGAACCGGUUCUGGCCUUC